This is a messenger RNA of Clupea harengus (Atlantic herring), 2793 nucleotides long. It is a transcript of the gene smtnl2, whose product is annotated as smoothelin like 2. Lineage: Eukaryota; Metazoa; Chordata; Actinopteri; Clupeiformes; Clupeidae. Gene Ontology annotation, molecular function: protein binding. The record is from RefSeq and is a predicted model, not a curated record.
UACUCUAACAGCCAACAGACGGCUGCUCCUUCCUCCCUCCCUCAUUCCCUGCCUCUCUCCCUCCCUCUCCAGCCCUGUGCCUCCUCCCCCAGGCAGUGAGAGAACGGAGAGAUUAACCUGACGGAGGGACUCCGGCUUUAAAACAGCAGGGCGCGCAGAGCAGACACACAGUGGUUGGGAGAGAAGCAGAGAUCCUCUCAGAGAGAGAGCGCUCUUUUACACACUCACACUCUCACAAGCUCGACCUGAACGGCAAGGGCUUCACACACAGCGGUUUUGCCAUCGAUUUACCCAGGGUUUCAUACUUCUGUAUCCCCAGGAUUCAACUUCAGUUGCGCUCCAGCCACUUGAAACUUUUCUUAUCAUCGGCAGGACUUUUUUGGGGGUGGAUUUGAGAGGUUGAAGUCUUGAGGAGCUGAGAGGGAGAAGCUACUGAGUGUUGGCUGUGGCAUCCAGAGGCGGAGUCUCUGAGCAUAGAGGUAACUGGAGUGUGAAGCUGGAUAGCAGUGACAGCGCGGUAAUGGACGCCGGCCCUUUGGCCUCGGUGGGCGAGAGCGUCGGCAGCGCCAUCGAGGGGGAGACGGUGUGCGCGGCACUGGCCCGCUACGAGAGCACGCUUCGCGACACCGUGCGGGAGAUCCAUGUGGACGUGAGCGCCUUCAAGCUGGGUGUGGAGCGGCGGCUAGAGGAGACGCUGCACGUGAGCGGGCCGCUGGGGCACGCCGUUGCCCAGUUGCAGCAAGAGAACCGGCAGCUACGCAGCCAGUUGGAGACACUCACCCGGCAGGUGGAGAUGCUCACGGGCAGCAUGUGCGACCGCAGUGCCCUCCUCGGCCCUGGCAACCCUCAGCACCAGCAGACCGGUGGCGGCAGCAGCGGUGGCACGGGCCAGCCUCAGAUGCCCGGAGCAGGCAGCGGCAGCUCCCAGAGUCCCCCGGCUCCCUCCUCUCCAUGUGUGGGGGCCACGGGGUCGGCCAGUGGCUUGGCCUCCAGCCCCACCACCGUGCGCUUCUCCAGCCGGGCCACCUUCGCAGUAUCCAGCAAGACCAACAGCAUUGAGCGAGAGGAGCCCAUAGAGGUGGAUCCAGCACCAGCGACCACAGGGUUGGAGAAUGGACACACACCAAUGUCAGAAACCAGUCCAGUGGCACAGAGGGAGAGCCCUCUCCCACCCUUCCGUGAGCGCUUAGCUUCAGCAGCCACGGCCAUGCCUCACCUGCCCAUCACAGCCACCACCAAGACUGCAGACACCUCUGGAGCCCCUGUCAUGAAGAGCCCUGACUCCCCUACCAGUCCCAUGCGGUCACUUCCCCCCGCCAUUACAGAUCUGCAGCCUCCCAGUGAUCGGGCCGCCAUGGACAAUCAGCCACAAAGGAUGACAGAGUCACCAGUGCACCAAGCACCCACUGUGAAGACAUGGAGCCCGAGUCCAGUUAGAACAAUGGGGUCCCCUCGCUUGUCUGAAAGAACCUCAGCACCUGCAAAAUCAGUGACAUAUUCAGGCCUUGUUCAACACAAUACAGACAGGGGUCUGGAUGGUAAUGGGGACAGCCCUUUUGGCCGAGGCCCUGAGCGGAGGCGCGAGCUUGUGAGGUCACAGACACUGCCACGGAGCAUCGGCGCCCAGGCACGCCGCUCCAUCUUCGAGCGGCUCGACUCGGAGAAUAAUAGCCGUCCCAAACCUCUUGACUCGAAGCCCAAACUGAAGCGCUCUCAAAGCUUCGGUGUGUCCAGCGCCAGCAGCAUCAAGCAAAUUCUACUAGAGUGGUGUCGCUCCAAAACCAUUGGAUACCAGAACAUUGACAUCCAGAACUUCUCAUCUAGCUGGAGUGAUGGCAUGGCCUUCUGUGCACUCGUCCACUCUUUCUUCCCCACUGAGUUUGACUACAACGUGCUGACAGCUGCUGAACGCAAACACAACUUUGAGAUGGCAUUCGGCAUUGCAGAGGUGAAGGCCGGCUGUGAUCGUCUCAUCGAGGUGGAGGACAUGAUGGUGAUGGGCCGCAAGCCAGACCCCAUGUGCGUCUUCACAUACGUCCAGUCCCUCUACAAUCACCUGCGCAAGUUCGAGUGAACUCACCGACCUGUCUCGUAGUCAGUUAUCCACUGGCGAUCUGGACAUUCAGUGGAGACCUAGAGAGCAGCAUUGCCCCCUGGUGGACCAUACUGUGCCUUACAACAAAUUAUGGAGAAGUAACGGUCAUCCGCAGGUGGAAGAUUUAUACUUCCACAGCUAGCUAGACAUAUUGAUGUGAUGGAGGCUGCCAGAAGGCUUUCUGCCCAGUGAUUGAGGCACAUUGCUGAAAACAUGUAAUCACUGCCAUGGGGUGCUGGUCGUAAACAUUACAUUUUUGAGUGUUGCUUAUCCCAAAAGAUCGUCUUGAGUAUGUACAGUAGAUAAGUUGUGUUUUUCUUAAAGCUUGUAGUCCUACCACUUUUUUUAUUCAUUGUUUGAAUGUUUAUUUAUCUCUAGAUUGUACUGUGGUCAUCAAUGUGUGGUCUCUGACACCAGCAUGUGUUCACGUUUCAAACUGAGAAUCCACAGCUAAUAUACUGUAAACACCAAAAUAGACCUUCCUUAUACCUACAGACUGCAAUGACUUUGAGAUUUACUGUAGACGUUUAAGGACGCUGAUCCACCCAGGUGGCACACAAGUGUUUUCGGGUGUGGAAGUGUUUUCAGGUGAAAAACUGUGGUGGCUGGAGAGGGGAGCGUUAUGUUUUAUUUACAUUAUUUUGAUAAACUAACGAAUAAAAUGAAAUGUUUUAAAUAAAUUCACUAGUUUCACACCA